CCUUUGCAUUAUUACAAAUGAUGUGAUGAUACAUUAGCAGGAGACUUUACAAGUCAAAUUACAAAUUAUGAUUCAUCAUGAAGGUUAUGGUUUAGCUCACACUCCCACACACACCUGAUUUUGAAAUUUGAGUCAUCAUUGAAGCCCAUGAUGCCUUCAUAAAUCUGUGAAAUGCCUCCUUUAUGCUGCAUAUCAAAAGUGAGCAAAGCGUCCCACGGCUGGCGAGGUGGAACAGGAAACACCUCAGACUAUUGUGGAAACACUUCAGUAAAUCUCCACAAUUUCUUAGAAAAGCACAAAUUUUGUGUCAAAACAUCCAACACAUCCAUCAUGUGGCAUGAUUCUGUUUGAUCCAGUUAAACACUUCUGUAGCAUUCACACAAUGCUACAAAAGCAUUGUGUACGAAAAACAAUGACCCGCAUUACAUGACAUUGAAUGCUCCGAACAGUGGAUUUAUUUAUUUCUCUUCAUGUCACAGUUUUUUGUAAGUACAUGAUAUGUAUCUUUGCACCUAUAGCUGGGCCCGACUGUCUAAGCAAGUUCCUUCUGACAGCAGCAAACCGGUCAGCAUGUCGGUACAUCGUUAUGGUGUAUAAUCUUAGCUAGUUGAGGGUGUUUGUACAAAGUUUUAGAAAAGUGGCAAAUGAAGCCUUGAGGAAUUUUGUCUUUCCUCGGAUUUGUGAGUUUAGUAUCUAGCUAUAAAACAUUAAAAAAACAUGGUGAAAUGUUUUUUUCUUACAUUUAAUACUGAUAAUAUUAAGCUAACAGUUCGUGUAAGUCUAUAUAAGUAUGUGGGGUUUCCUGUCUAAUAACAUGGAUCUACUGUAAUACAUUGAGAAGUUACAGAAACUUUAAAAGACUUUGACAACAUGUACCGCCUCAAGACAACAACUUCAGCUGAAACCAUCUCCAAUCCUUACUCUGAGAUCCGCAUUACUCCACUCUCCAUGUUCCAGCAGCAGGACAGACUCUGGUAGUUUAUUUUCACUUGCAUCUUUAUUGUUGUCCAACUUGUUAACCAGGCCCUGCACUUGAUACAGACACUCUCCUGUGGACAUGUUCCUGGGGAGUUUGUGCGACAAAUUCUGCCCCGUUUUGAGAAAUAACAAAUGUUAUCAGAUUUCAUUUUGAUUGUCCUAAAGCAUACAGAAAGCAGGCCUCCAACUAAGCGAGCGGGAUGCCACAGAAGGUCUCCAUGUGUCGAGUGUCGGAUGAGGUGCGGAGAUGAGACAGCUGCCGUUGAGCCUCUGCGUCCUUGGCUAUAAGUGGCUCUGGGGAUGCCAACAGCUCCAAAAGAUCUAGGUCCAGAAGAGAAAAACCAGCCGCCAGUGGCCGGGGACUGGGUUCCCGUCCAGGGUCACGUGGUGGUGGAGCAUCCUGCACCGCAGGUUUUACCUGACCCCAAAGGGCAGCAGGAGAAAACGGCUCCGGCAGAACAGAAAGAGAAAGAGGCUCAACCUGACACCAAACCAGAUGAGGUUCAGGUGGAGGAAGAGUCGGAACCAGAACAAAAACCAGCACCAGAGGGAGAGGCAGAGCCUGUAGAGGAGUUCGACUUUCAGGUGGCGUCUGAAGUUAAUGUUGAAGUUGAAGGACAACCUCAGUAUGACCUGGAGGAAGAGGAAGAAGAAGAAAUAGACCCUGGUUUUAAGGUGCAAUCGGCUCCUAGGGUAGACGCUGAAGUUCACAUGAAGCUAGAACCAGAAGAGACACCUGAGUUAAACAAAUCUCCAGAGACAUUUCAGGCACAAGCGGAGCUCGAUAGAGGAAUAGGUCCAGAGAUGGAAGUUGAAGAGAGGCAUAUGGACAUGGCGGUGAAACCCCUGGCUGAGAUGGAGUUAGAACCGCUGGACGAUCCCAACAUGCCUGCAGAGGAAGUGAGCGAGAUGUCAGAAGAAGAAAUGGCUUACAGAGAGGCUUUUCAGGAACAGGAUCCUGCUGCUGCGGAGCUCUUUCCAGAGGAGGAGGAGGUAGAAGAGGAGGACAAGGUGGACGGAGAGGAAGAUUUGAAGCAGAAAUACGCAAAUAACGUUCCAGAUGAACAAGAAACCUUAGAGAUGGAGUUAAUAGGAGAGCAAAAUCCAGAAGACACACCAGAUGCUGCGGUUCUGGUUGAGGAACCACUGGACCCAGCGCAACAGCAGAUGAUGCCUCUGUCAGAAAACUAUUUCCCAGAGGAAGAGGCAGGAAUGGAGAUGUAUGCAAGGGAUGGAGCACCAGAGCAAUUCCCAGAGGAGCAAGGAAUGGAAGAUGAAGGUCUUCCAAUGAUGAUGGAAGAUGAUACACAAAGGCAAGGGGAGCGCUAUUGUCCUGGUAUAAUUGUUGGUGGGAAGUGUUACCAGUUCUUCAAAGAGCCACUCAAUUACGAAGAUGCCGAGUUCUUUUGCCAAGAACAAUUUUCAGGAGGCCACUUGGGCUCCAUCACGACCCAACACGUCCACCAACAGCUGAUGAGUCUUAUACAGCAGAGCGGAGGAUACACACGUACCUGGGUUGGAGGACGACGACUAGAUAGACGCUUCGUCUGGUUGGACGGAUCCCGCUGGAGCUACGAAGACUGGCUCCCAGGCGAGCCAAAUCACACAGCUGGAGUGGAGAACUGCGUGGAAAUUCUGGGAAGUGGAAAGUUUAAUGACUUCACAUGUUGGGAACCUCAGGCUUUCGUCUGCUCCUACCCUGCUUAGCAAAUUCAGAGGAAGAACAACAAGCUACUUUUUUUUUUACCUGAAUGUAUGCUUAAUUCAGAGUUUUAUCCGUUGCUUUGUGUCUGUAUUAAUUAAUUAGGAAGAAACUUUUUGGACUAAAUAAUUUGUCUAAAAAGAAAAAUAUAUAAGUCAAUAUUUCAGUCAAAACCAUGUGGUUUUCAGCUUCUGUCAAUCAGGAUUAGUUUUGUAAAUUGAUGAACGAUGUUGGGUUUGUUUUUAGAAAAUGGAUGAAGUUCACUUGUAACAUUUUCAUGUCACAUGCUCCAAUCAUAUUACAGCAACGUUUGAUUUAAUGGUAUCAGCUGGUUGGGGUAAAAUUCAAACCUUAAACUUGAGUUACUUCUCGAUGUAUUUGAUUUGAAGAAAAGAAACCUUUUGAUAAAGAAAAACUUCUUAACAGUGAUAAUAUUGUUGUGAAUACCAGCAUGAGGUAACAUGUAAUUACACUGUUAUUGCAUGUUUAUAAGUACACGUCUAGACCAUUGUAUGUUCAAGCUCUAAAUACGCUUAAAAAAAACUAUAAUAUUUGCUGUCAGAAUAACACGAGAUACAAUAAUAAACUAUUAACAAGG
Gambusia affinis (western mosquitofish) is the source of this 3278-nucleotide messenger RNA. Its product is annotated as retinitis pigmentosa 1-like 1 protein. The transcript has 6 exons. The coding region runs from base 1279 to 2685 and encodes 468 amino acids. Gene Ontology annotation, molecular function: signaling receptor activity. The record is from RefSeq and is a predicted model, not a curated record. Lineage: Eukaryota; Metazoa; Chordata; Actinopteri; Cyprinodontiformes; Poeciliidae.